Molecule: messenger RNA, 192 nt
Organism: Dovyalis caffra
Lineage: Eukaryota; Viridiplantae; Streptophyta; Magnoliopsida; Malpighiales; Salicaceae
Source: the annotation of a GenBank genome assembly
AUGGAUCAACAAGACAUGGAUAGAUGUCAUCGAAUUGGGCAAACCAAGCCUCGUUCAUGUUUACGAGUUGACAACAAUUCUAUUUGUCGAGCUUUUAGUAAGUCGAAGCUUGAGCAUGUGGUGAUUGGAAAAGGACAAUUUCAUCAAGAGCGAACCAAAUCUAGCAAGUCUAAAGUCAUAAAGGAUGACUAA